GACUUGUCAAUUAAUGUGUGUUUAUAUACAAUUCAAAAAGCUUAGCUGAUUUUUCCAAAGCAAAAAAAACCAUUCAUGGAAGCAGAGGAAAUCUUUAAGCUUUUUGAUACUUGUUGGUUUGGCUUUCAAAUUUUGAAGGAAUAUCCAAGUUCUUCAAUAUCAACAAUUUCUCAUGAAAACCAACAUCAUCAAAUUCAAGAAAAACUAACGCUUUCUCGUAUCAAAACCAAACAUACAAGGUCCAUAAGUGACCAGUUAAACUCCAUGACAAGUUUCAAACAUGAUUCUAUGUCUCCAAACUCUGUCCUUUUCCAACCACAGCUUCAAACAAUCCUCUCAGGAAAAGAUGUCACAGACUUCAACACAGAAGCUGAAAAGCAAAUACAGUUGCAACUUCAAGCUGUGCCUAACAAGAACAUCAUAAGAAAUGGAAGAAGGAAAAGUGGAAGCAAGAGUUUAUCAGACCUUGAGUUUGAGGAGGUAAAAGGGUUCAUGGAUCUUGGUUUUGUUUUCUCAGAGGAAGAUAAAGACACAAGCUUGGUUUCAAUCAUACCUGGUUUGCAAAGGUUAGGGAAGAAUGGUGAAGAAGAGGAUGUUUCUGAUGUGUCUGCAAUUCAAAGACCUUACCUUUCUGAAGCAUGGGAGGAUCAGAAAAGGAGAAAGAAAGAGAAACCUUUGAUGAAAUGGAAAAUUCCUGCUCCUACUAAUGAAGUUGACAUGAAAUAUAGUCUCAAGUGCUGGGCUCAAACUGUUGCUUCUACUGUUAGAUGAUGAAGUUCAUGGUUCAAGGUUUUCUGGUUUGCUUGUAUCUUUGAGGUUGUAUUUGAUUUUUGGCUCCUUCUUUUCGUUACGUACUUUGUUUUAGUUGUUUCAUUAUUUUCUGAAAUUUGUUGGAAAUUCACAUUCCACAAAUUUGUAUAUUGUAUUCUUAGACAAAAGUAUGGGAAUGUCACUCCGGUUAUCGGAUCUGUUAGUUCAGUUUGUAGGUGUCAGACAACUUCUUUUGUAUGAGAAAUAGCAAACCAGAAAACAUGAACAAAUUGGAUUACAAAUAGUUCAGGGAGAGGGCUGCUGUAACCUUACAACUCUACUUGGCCUUCGAGGUGAUUUAUCACGUCAUGGACUUGACAUCAGAGCAAAAUUGACGAGUCGCUAUAUAUCGAAGUCCUUGACAAACAAAUUGUAUAGGUAGCAAAGGUUGUACGAGCUAAAGAUGUAGUAGCUGUUUGUUUGGCGGUGUAUGAAAAGUGGAUGUGCGUUUAUACAUAAACUACAUUUUGCAGCUUAUGUAUUUUCACGCUAUAUUGCUCUUAUCAAUGGGAAAGACACUAUAAAAUUGGAAGACAUUGCAGCUGCAAUUACGUCUCGCUGUCAAAUAAUCAUAAUGCAAGGGAAGGGUGUCCAGAACAUGUUAGGAAGGAAGACAAACGAGUUUCUGCAAGGAGAUUGAAGUUGAAAAUAAAAGCAGAAAAAUAUUUCAGUGCCACAAUUGCAAACAAGGCACCAGACUCAUCCAGUUCUAGGAAUGUGGCUGAAAUUGACAAAUCUGAUAUGGAAGUGAAUAAGAUUUACCGCAUAAAAGUGGUUCAUCAGAGUCAUGCCAGACAAUUUUGGAUUUAUAUCCAUAAAUCAAGAAAUGAUUUGAUUCCAUGCAUACUCUAUAGGCGAAUGGUUUCGCCAACAGAAUUAAUAGAGAUAAGGACAUUCUUAGAUUGAGAAAUGGUGCUUUGUUGGGGAAGACAAUUGUAUAAGACAUUGCUUCAGUCGACCCUGAUAAUGAUGCAGCGGAGAUUCAGUCUUACAUUGAGCACAUUCGUAUUUACAAGUCUAAUCAUAGAUUGAGAAACAUGAUUAUUGAACUUCAAUAGGGAUGACAUAGAAUUAUGACUCAUGUUCAAUAAGAUAUGUGUAUAAAGGGGUAUAACUUUAUAAAUGUAUUGGUCAGAAAAAUGUUCAAAUCAUAUCAUCAGUUUUUUCA
Molecule: messenger RNA, 1978 nt
Organism: Medicago truncatula (barrel medic)
Lineage: Eukaryota; Viridiplantae; Streptophyta; Magnoliopsida; Fabales; Fabaceae
Exons: 1
Coding region: 76-771 (231 amino acids)
Source: RefSeq, a predicted model, not a curated record